Molecule: messenger RNA, 889 nt
Organism: Manduca sexta (tobacco hornworm)
Lineage: Eukaryota; Metazoa; Arthropoda; Insecta; Lepidoptera; Sphingidae
Product: histidine-rich glycoprotein
Exons: 1
Coding region: 60-785 (241 amino acids)
Source: RefSeq, a predicted model, not a curated record
AACUACGACAGGCAUCAUUUAGCAAUCAUUGCCCAAUAGAAACAGGAGUCCAGCGCAGGAUGAGGACUAUCGUUCUUGUUUGUUUGGUGGCGCUAGCGGCCGUCGGCUAUGCUAGGGACACGCGGUAUAAGAGAAACGCAGACCUCGAGGGAGCUGCCUCUCAUCACUGGGAGAAGGGUGGCGGCGGCAAACACCAUGGGGACCACUUCGGUGAAGGCGGUGGCCACGAAGAAAAGGGUUACAAAGGAUUCCAUGAUCACGAAUACGGCAAAAAAGGCCACUCCGACCACGAGGGACAUAAAGGUCAUUUCGGCGAACACGGUGGUCAUAAAAAAUACGACCACCAUGAUGAUGGAUACUACGGCGAGCACAACCAUGGUGAUAAAGGCGAAAAAGGCCAUAGUUUCGAAGAGAAGGGACACUACCACAAAGGCCAUGACACCAAGGGACACCACGGCAUUCACAAAAUAGAUGAGUUCAAAAAGGAUAAGCAUUUCCAUGACAAGCACGGAGAAUCUGGUUUCGAAGAAGAAUACGGCGGUCAUCAUCAUGAAGCCGACUAUAAUAAAGGAGGCCACUUCCACAAGGGACACAAAGACGGUGGAUUCCAUGAACAUGAACAUGGCGAAAAGGGUCACCAUGAGAAGGGAGGCCACCACCACGACCACAAGGGUCACCAUGAUGAAGCUGGGCUUGACGAGCACUGGGAUCACCACAGCGAUCACGGCAGCAAAGGAGGACACGAAGACCAUAGAGGUUGGGGCUGGAAAAAAGGACACAAAUGAAUUGAGCGACAAUUCAUGUUAUUGAAUACCUCCAUAUAAACUAUGAUGCGUUUUGUUAUUGUUGAUAUUUUGUGAUAUGGAAAUAAAUUAUUACUGACUACUUA